Molecule: messenger RNA, 1069 nt
Organism: Sorghum bicolor (sorghum)
Lineage: Eukaryota; Viridiplantae; Streptophyta; Magnoliopsida; Poales; Poaceae
Product: auxin-responsive protein SAUR36
Exons: 1
Coding region: 77-628 (183 amino acids)
Biological process (GO): response to auxin
Source: RefSeq, a predicted model, not a curated record
GCACGGUCACGCCAAAAAAACACUCGCCACGACGCCAUUGCCAUCUCUUCCUCCUCCUCCUCCUCCUCCUAUAUAUAUGGCCACCCCAUCCCUCCCAAUUCCACAGCCUCGACUGCAACUGAAAGCAGCAAAGCAAAAGCCUGAGCCUCCACGCAGCAAAGAAGCAAGGCACCGCCUGCUCGAGCUCCAAGUCUCAAGAAUGUGCAAGGUGGUGAUCACGAUCCCGUCGCUCGUCAGGCUGCGCCGCACGCUGCGGCGGUGGCGGUCCCGCGCCGCGGAGGCCGCUUCAUCCUCCUCCUCCUCCUUGGCGUCGGUGCCGGCGGGGCACGUCGCCGUGUCCGUGCAAGGGACGGCACCGUCUUCUGGGCCGAGGCGGUUCGUGGUGCGGGUGGCGCACCUCAGCCACCCGGCGUUCCUGGAGCUGCUGCGGCAGGCGGAGGAGGAGUACGGCUUCCCGGCCGCACCGGGCCCCAUCGCGCUCCCCUGCGACGAGGACCACUUCCUCGACGUCCUCCACCGCGUGUCCUCCUCUUCCUCCUGCUGCUGUGGCCCGGUGGCCGCCCGGCGCGGGCGCGGCGACGCGCGGCCGCUGCUCCAAGGCAUGGCCGUCGAGAAGCUCGUCUGGUGACCGUGACACAUGCAGGCGAGCAAGUUCGGCAGCCAGCACGCGGGGGGGAAAAAAAAAGCAAAAGCGACUCGCCGGCUGGCGCGCCGGGAAGACCGUGCGCGCGCGCGCAGGCAUGCAGUUCGUGUCGGGGCAUCGGAGUAAAGGACGUCCUCCUCCCGUGUCCUACGUGUAGGCGGCGCCCCAACGGCGACGGCCGCGAGGGCAACUGGGGAAGGCACGGGCAUUGUUAGCAGCAGCGUGCCAGCAGCAACUGUUGCUGAUUGCUGUAGUGGUUGUUUAGCUAGGAGGUAGCUAGUAGAUGGUACUUGGAAGAAAUUGCUCCAAGGAUCAAGAUAGUAUGUGGCGAUUAUUUGAUUUUGGUGGUGUUUUUUUUUCUCUGUAAUAACUCGAUGAUCGAUCGUGCAAAGAGAAUAAACAAAGAAAUUUGUUCCUUGUAUAAAA